AUGUCGAAUACUAUACAACGGCCCAUAUCAUCCGAUGCACUUCGACAAAAAGCACAAAAUGAUGGUGUUGAACAACGUGUCGAAGUCAAUCAGAGAAUGUUAAUCGACAAAAUGCUCGCUCGUUAUUCAUCUGAUUUUGUUGUUUGUCGUGAACUCAUUCAAAAUUCUGAUGAUGCUCAAGCCAAAUCAUUUCAUUUUGAAAUAACAUGUGAUACACCUAUGAAUGCUUCAGAUGUUCAACAAUCCACGACUGAGCAAACAAACACCAAUAAUUCAACAGAUAUUGCUAUAAAUUUUCAUAAUUCUACAAUCACUGAAAUUCGUACAGUAAAUAAUGGUCUUAUAUUUAAUACGACUGAUUGGAAGCGUGUAUCAGCUAUUGCUGAAGGCAAUACUAAUGUAGAUUCAGUAGGGCAAUUUGGUGUUGGUUUCUUUUCUGUUUUUCAAUUUUCUGAAGAACCAAUAAUUACAUCUGGCAAUGAAUAUAUGACAUUUGUUUGGCGAGAUGAUAAUUCAUUGACAACAUUUCGUCAUACACUACCCGUUGAACAACAAUCAAAGUUAACUUCAAUUAUUCUCAAAAUGCGUAGUAAAUAUAUUUUACAAACUGAAACAAAAGCAAUAGAAAAUAAAGAACAUAAACAUAAUAUUAAAUCAGCGAAAAGAACAAAGAAAGAACCGACUGUAAAAGAUAUUAUACCAACAAUCGAUCUUACUCAACUCAAAGCAUAUUUUAUAAAAGUACUUUCAUUUACGAAAUAUGUUGAAGAACUUAUUAUCAAAAUUAAUGGUUUUAUAAUAUUUCAAGUAAAUAAAGUUAAGAAAGUAAUUCCUCCUAUUUCUCGUGGAUUACCAUUCAAAAAACAAUCAUCAAUAAGUAAAAUGCUUAGUCUUGAAACAUUUGUACAAACUGAACAAACAUUUAAUAUAAAAAAUGGUGCAUCAAUGACUCUAAAUCAUAUAAGUGUUAAUGCAAGAGUUAUGAUCGACGAAGACUUUCAUAAUCAUAUUCGACGUAUUAUGAAGAAAAGUUUGCCUUCAAAUAUUCAAAUUCAACUUUUAUUUGCACCAAAUAGUCUAAUUGCCAGUCAGCAAUCACAGAUCUCAAUACAAAAUAGUGAUCAUCAUACAAAACUUCUCAAUUCAUUAAUUCCAUUAAAAUUUGAAAAUGAUAGUAUUAUUCCAUCAGGUUUUGUUUUUAUCGGUCUUGGAACGCAUCAAACAACAGGUAUUGGAAUGCAUGUUUAUAGUCAUUUAAUACCAACAAUUGAACGUGAAAAUAUUGAUUUACAAGAUCCAUAUAUUGCUAAAUGGAAUAAGGAACUUCUCGCAUCAACUGGACAAAUUUCUCGAUUAAUCUAUGAUCAAGCAAUGGUUAGCAAUUCCAAUGCAUCUCAGAAAAUGAUCUAUAAUUAUGAAUUUAUACUUGGACCAUAUUCAUUUCAAACGUCGGUACCAAAUAAUGAAAUCGGUGAAACCAUUAUCGAUGGAUUUUUCUCUUCUGACAAAGAUAUUCUUGUGCCUGUGCGGCAAAAGCCCUCUGAUGAUUAUCUUAUUGUUUUGCCAUCGACAAAAGCUUUUCUAACAAAUACAAAACAAAUUCAUGAAUUUCUUUCGCUUCCACUCGUACCAUAUCAAUUAAUUACAAAUGGUCUCAUACAAACUCUGAUAAAACGUACUAUGAUCGAUUAUGUCGAUAAAUCUAUGGUUGAAAGAACUCUUACUACAUCUACUUUAUCGAUACCUGAAUUUGUCAACUUGGUUCAGUGGUUAUUUAGUAAUGAUGUUGCAGAUCCACUGUAUGCUAAACGUAUACUUUCAAAUGUUCGUUUUUUUGAUCAUAUUCAUUCACUUGUUAUCUCAUUUGGAAGUAUACAGUAUUAUGAUUCGUUAAAUAUUCCAUUAUCUAUUCCUCUACCAGUUAAUAGUUUACCAAGACAUGUAUCUUCCCUUUUUUCCGUUGAACAACUUGAAAAAAAAUUAUUAUUAUUACCAUUAAAAAUUAAAGAUGUGCUCAAUAUUUAUUUUGCUGAUAGUCAAGUAUAUUUAUUACAAGAUCCGAAAACAUCUCCAUCUUUACUUAGUGUUAUUUCAAGAUAUUCAGGACAAUUGACACAAGAAGAUUGGAGUAAAAUUAAAACGAAACUAUCUAAAAUUGAAUGUAUACCAACAACACAAGGUAUGAAAAUACCAAGUCAAUCAUUUAUUCCAUCAUCACUGGUCUCAUCAGAAUUACCUGCUAUUAUACUUAACAUACCACAAACUGCAACAGAUGGUCAAGAUAAAAUAUUGAAUGAAUCUUCUGAAAAUCCCGUUUCAGCUAAUUUUCUUAAACAAAUUGGCUGUCGCAUGUUAGAUCUAAAUGCAUUUGAUGAUGAUGAUGAAAAUGAUCAAACUGUUUCAUCGAAUUCUCAAGCGACGAAAUUAUUCGUUCAACAUUUGAUGAAAGAACGAAAAAAUAUGAGUGAAGCUGAUUUCAAUGCAUUGAAACAAAAAGAAUCUCUGAAAGGUACGACUUUAGCACCGACGAAAGAAACAACACGAAAAUAUAUUCCAAAAGAUCUUCACUUUCCUUCAGUCGCCAGUCGACUUCAGUGGUUUACAUUACCAAUAAUUGAUUGGCCCGAUAUCAAUCCACGUUCUGCUGAAUAUAGUUUUCUGAAAGAAAUCGGUGUACGAGAAGUACCUGAAUUGGAAAAACUUAUCGAUAGAAUUAUUCAGGAACAUAAUGAUAUGAAACAAGAAGAUAGAACAAAAAGAAAAUAUAAAAUUCCACUUUCACUUGAAUUUUUUGUAGAGAAUUUUCAACAGUAUUAUUGCAAUUCAUGGAAAACAGAUAGUGCCAGAAAACGUUGUUUUCUUCCAUCACGAUUACCUAAGAAGAUUAAUGAUCAGAAUAAUGAUGAUAAUUAUAAUUAUGAUGUUAUACUUUCAACACCGGAAUAUGUAUUUGGAGUAGAGAAUCCAUUGUGUGCUACUCUUAUACAUGAAGUUAUUAAAUUAUUCGAAAAAUCUUUUAAUAUUGCAUUACUUGGUAUCAAAGAUCAUCCAAAUCUUUUACAAGCAUUUGACAUUCUUAUGAAAAAUAAGGAUGAACUUCUAACAAUACAAUCGGCACCGAAAAUAUUUGCUUAUUUAAACGGACUUGAUGGACUUAAUCGAACAUUUAUUGAGAGGAUAUCCAAACUCGCAUUCAUACCAAUGCAAGGAAGUAACAUAUUGAUGAAACCAUCUCAAGUCUUUGUUCGUUCAAAUGUCACAACUUCACAAUCUACAGUGAAAAAUUCAGAUCCAGAAAUUAGUGACAUAGUUAGAAUUGGUCUCAUUGAUUAUGUUGAUUUUGGUUUAGAUGCAAAUGAAUUUCUUCGAAAUAUUGGUGUUUGCGAUCAUCCAAAACCCUCAGUUCUGGCUGAACUUCUUAUUGAUCGUCAGGCUACUUAUUUUGCUAGUACCAGAAAUAAUAAAAAUGAUUUGAAGAAUAAGGUUAAAGUUUAUAUUGAUUGUCUCAAACAACUUGCAUCUGCUGCUAUGUAUUCCCAAGAACUUCAAUCCAAAUCUUUACAAGAACGACUUCGAACUAAUGCAUGGUGUCUUGCUUUUGAAAACACUGACGGCGAAAUUAAUCACAAUGAUUUUAAAAUGAAAAUUGUUAAACCAAACGAAGUAUAUCUUGACGAUGAUCAUUUAUGUGCAAUGGCAUUUCGACCACUUUUGCCUCCUUCUGAACCAGCAUUGGUUAAAUUAUAUGAAUAUUUCGGAGCAAAAUGGUUAUCUGAUUGUGUCAAGCGAACCAUGACAUUUACAGGCAGAUCAAUUGCUUCUAAGCGUGCUACUGAAUUACGAGAUUUGAUUCAAAAUCGACUUCCAAUGUUAUUUGUCAAUAACCGAGGAGAAAAACUUCCAUAUCUCAACGAAGUACAUGUCGAAUUAUUGCGUACAAAAUUUUCUAUCUAUGAAGUCGAUGAAAUUCAAUGUCAAUUGACAUUUAAAGGAAAAAGAAUUUUAAUAGAUUCUGAAAAUAGUAGGUCAUGUGUACUUACAUAUGAAAGCAACAAAGUCACAUUGUACUUUGGAAAAUAUUUGGCGGAAUUUGAUUAUUAUGAUAUUGCCAGUGAGCUUGUUGCAUAUAGUUUUAGUGAGCCAGCUAAUUAUAUACAUGAAAUUCGAGAUAAACUUGAAUCUUCUUUGGAGACACUCAAACGACGAGGAAUUCCUGUUGACCGAUUGCUCCAAAAUACACACAAAGAACCAACUGAAAUAAUACAAUCACAAGAAGAACAACAACCGAAACCGCAACAACCAAAACAGCAACAUGGUUUUUUAGAAAAUCUAUCAGUUGUACUUCCAUUUUUGCGUAAACGGAACCGAAAUAGUAUUUCUAUUGUUACUGAUAAACAUGAGAGUGAAAAUCUCAACGAACGUACUACUACCGAUACAAUUCAUGAUCAUAAAACUAAUGCAGCUACAAAUUCUUCUGAUGUAACUAUUAAGUUUACCACUAAUCAGAAGAAUGAAAACGGUCCAGUCAUAGGUGUUGGAGGUAAUUAUACUGUUCGUAGCCAAAGCAACACAAAGCCAAUCACAAAUUUCAGACACGCUAUAGAGGAUGAAGAAAAUCUAAUGAAGAAAAUUCAUCAAGGUCAGUCGUAUAAUCGUUCAAGAUUUGUUCAAUCUGAAUGUACAAAAACAGAGAUUUGUACGAUGUGUGGAUACUAUCCUGCGGCAAACAUGAUACGUUUCCCAGAUGUAUUGCAUUCAAUUCCGCUCUAUGUUGAAAAAGAUGUUUCUGUUUCAAAGACAAUGAUCGAUCAAGCAAAACAACUUGCUUAUCUUCUCAAUGGUCUUGCUACUAAUGUUUUUAAGAUUUCGAUUAAAACAGUACAUCUUUUUAGAGAUAUUAACGGACGUAACUAUCAAAAUAUAAACAUUCUAUUAUUUACUAUUGAAUAUUUUUAUUGUUUAGCUUACAUUGCAUUUAAUCAAAGUGGAGCAAUUUUCUUCAAUCUCCGUUAUUUUGAAGAUGUUUAUGCCGAUGAACUGAAGCCUCAUCUUCGAACAUCAACAUCAUCUUCUAUUAUAUACACCGUUGUGAAUUUUUAUUUUUUGGUAUUUUGUCAUGAAUUAGCACACAAUAUUGCAAAACAACAUGACGACUAUUUUGUUAGUUGGCUUGAAAAAAUUGUCCUAAAAUUUAUGACUGAGAAAGAUUUCUUUCUUCAAAAAUUUUCAUUUGAAAAUUAUUAA
Molecule: messenger RNA, 5244 nt
Organism: Adineta steineri
Lineage: Eukaryota; Metazoa; Rotifera; Eurotatoria; Adinetida; Adinetidae
Source: the annotation of a GenBank genome assembly